CUCCAUCCCGUCCUCCCGCUCAGCCCCGCCUAACGACUCGCCAGCCAGCCCCCCUUUCUCUCCAUAUUUAUCCUGCUCCUCUUUCAAUCACCGCUGCACUCCCCGCGACCCGUCGCCAUCCACCCCUCAUUUCAAACACUAGCUCGCUCCAACACCACAUAUGGCAAACCACGGUCCAAUAAACGGUGUAAAGAUCUCCGCAAUCGACGACCCGCACAAGAUCGUCAAGGUCAUCGCCUCCGACGGCAAGUCUGGUGACCAAAAAGAAGUAUGCUACACAAACUGCAAGGUCAUCGGAAAUGGUUCCUUUGGCAUCGUCUUCCAGGCCAAGCUCGUUGGCGGGACAAAGGAGGGCGACGACAUUGCCAUCAAGAAGGUCCUCCAGGACAAGCGAUUCAAAAAUCGUGAGCUACAGAUCAUGAGGCUGGUGUCGCACCCGAAUGUCGUUGAUCUCAAAGCGUUCUUCUACUCAAACGGAGACAAGAAGGACGAAGUAUACCUUAACCUUGUUCUUGAAUACGUACCGGAGACCGUGUACCGUGCUUCUCGGCACUAUGUCAAGCUGAAGCAGUCGAUGCCGACCAUUCAGAUCAAAUUAUACAUGUACCAACUUCUCCGAUCGCUCGCAUACAUUCACUCCGUUGGCAUUUGCCAUCGUGAUAUAAAGCCGCAGAACUUGCUGCUCAACCCCUCGACAGGGGUACUCAAGCUUUGCGAUUUCGGUUCGGCAAAGAUUCUUGUAGCGGGCGAACCGAAUGUCAGCUACAUCUGCUCGCGAUAUUAUCGAGCUCCGGAGUUGAUUUUUGGAGCGACAAAUUAUACCACAAAUAUUGAUAUCUGGUCGACUGGUUGCGUCAUGGCAGAGCUGAUGCUUGGGCAGCCACUGUUCCCUGGUGAGAGUGGGAUUGAUCAGUUGGUUGAGAUUAUCAAGGUGUUGGGCACUCCAUCGCGGGACCAGAUCAGGACGAUGAACCCAAAUUACAUGGAGCAUAAGUUCCCACAAAUCAAGCCACAUCCGUUCCACAAGGUAUUCCGCCCGCGCACAGCCCCAGAGGCGAUUGACUUGGUUGCAAAACUCCUUGAGUAUACGCCUGAAGCGCGCUUGAGCGCCAUUGAGGCUAUGUGCCACCCGUUCUUUGACGAGUUGAGGGUUGAAGGUAUGAGGAUGCCAAAUGGCAAGGACUUCCCUAGACUAUUUGAUUUUACAAAGGAGGAACUCUCCAUUCGACCUGAUCUUAUGCGACAGCUAGUACCGCCUUUUUGUGAACCGGAGUUGAGGUCACGGGGCAUCUUUAUGGACAACUUUGUCCCGAUACCGCUGGAGCAGCUGCGAAUCACGCUCGACUGAUGCGCACGUACCUGUGAGGAUAUUAAGAUAUAUGACUGCUGUGUAUCGAUAGCCCGCAGGACGAGCGAGAUCUGGUGCUGGAUCGGAAGGGAGGGAGGGAGGCCCGGCUGGUAUUACUUACAUACGAUGCGAUUGAUGUCUAUUUUGUUCGUUGUUUGUUCUUUUGAUGAUGCGAUGCACUCGCGACUCUGUAGCACCUGCUAUGCUGUGAUGUAUGUGAUGCAAGGCUGAGCGCUUGUUCACGCCUGAGGCUAUUUGCUAGUUACUGGUACAGUACUUGUAGUGUUGCAAUACUUGGGUUGAUGCCAUAAUCACG
Messenger RNA from Fomitiporia mediterranea MF3/22, 1664 nucleotides. RefSeq names its product Pkinase-domain-containing protein. Lineage: Eukaryota; Fungi; Basidiomycota; Agaricomycetes; Hymenochaetales; Hymenochaetaceae. Gene Ontology annotation, biological process: protein phosphorylation; signal transduction. Gene Ontology annotation, molecular function: protein serine/threonine kinase activity; protein serine/threonine/tyrosine kinase activity; ATP binding. Bases 161 to 1348 code for a protein of 395 amino acids. The record is from RefSeq and is a predicted model, not a curated record. The transcript is spliced from 7 exons. Gene Ontology annotation, cellular component: cytoplasm.